Molecule: messenger RNA, 3333 nt
Organism: Mercenaria mercenaria
Lineage: Eukaryota; Metazoa; Mollusca; Bivalvia; Venerida; Veneridae
Product: carcinoembryonic antigen-related cell adhesion molecule 20-like
Exons: 11
Coding region: 1-1728 (575 amino acids)
Source: RefSeq, a predicted model, not a curated record
AUGUAUGAUGUUGACAUAUAUAGAUUUGCGUCAGUAGAAAUUGUCGUACCUCCUGCUGGAAACUGUGGUGAUGAUACUGUUCUUACAUGUGUCGUCGAAGAUGCAUCGAGCAAGUUUACGGGAUGGUUUGGUCUAGGGAGAGAUUUAAUGAACAAUGGGGCAGCAGUCCAUCCGGAGGAUUCUAAAAAAUAUACUCAAGCAGUUAAUGGAUCAUCCUUUUCUUUGAUCAUAAAAGAUACUGACAUACAUGACCAGGGAAAAUACAAAUGCAGAGUUGGAUUUUCAGAGAGUCAACUUAAAAUGUUAAUUAUAGAAUGUAAAGCUAAAUACGUGAAUCUCAUACUGACCAGGGACAGACACCUUAUCGUGAUCUUGAAAAGUGUAUAUCCCAGACCACAAAUAAAGUUAAACAUUUUCGAAGAAGAUGGUACAAAAACAGUGUUAAAGGGAUCAUUUAGAAAGCAAUGUUCCUCUUUACAAGACUGGCUAUUGACUUGCGAGUGGACGUCCAGUAAUGCAGUGCAAGAUGGAAACUAUAGCUACAGUGCUACCGUGACAACUGUAACAACGUCAAUAUACAAUGGAUAUUUCAAAAUAAGUAUUCCAAACACAAUUAGAUUAGACCCAAGUACAGAAUCAUACCACGUAGAAGAGUAUAGCGAGAUUAAUAAUGUAACAUGUACAGUAUAUUGUAAUCCUGAGUGUCAGUAUGUUUGGAGAGAUGGUCAUGGCAACAACAUAAGUACUUCCAGUGUGCUCGCUUUGGGAAAGGUUGACAGAUCAUUACAAGGAGAGUACGUAUGCAAUGCAUGGAACUGGUUUGGAAAAGUCAACGACACAGUAUUUGUGACAGUUCUGUAUGGCCCGGAGUCCAUCGUGUUUACUCCAAGUAGUACAACGUACGUCAAAAAUGAGGGUGAAAUGAUUGAAAACAUUCAAUGUUCUGUAGUAUGUAAUCCAAAUUGUACAGUAGAAUGGUUUCAAGCUGAAAGAAUCGAAGAAACUGUUGUAAGCAACAGUGGCUAUUUGGGAUUUGGGAGCGUAAAAAGACAAGAUGCUGGAGUGUACAAAUGUGUUGCAACGAAUACCGACAUUCAAGGAGAUCCUUCCAUUCAAAAAUCCCUGGAAUUAGAAGUCAGAUAUGGACCCGAUACUGUGAAACUAAGCAGCGGAUCCGACGUUACAUUAAUACUUGGAGAAAUCUCUCAAGAUAUUACAUGCUCGUCGGAAUGCAAUCCACCAUGCUUCUUCACUUGGUCACAUGUUAACAGUACCAUUUUGAGCAAUGACUCCAUUUUGUCUUUGGGUAAGGUCGAAUUUACUGUCCAGGGAGAGUACAGAUGCACUGUUUCUAACGAUGCAACCGGGAAAACUAUAUACACCACUCUCACUGUUGUUGUGGAAAAUCCUGAACAAACACAAGAAGGAACUACUUCUGGUGCUAUAAUUGGUGGUGUUGUAGGAAUGGUAGUUUUAUUAGGACUUAUUGCAACACUUGCAUUCUUGUGUUACAAGAGGAAACAACAUGAAACUUUGAAAACCAAGGACACAGGGAAAAACACAAGUCAAUGCGAUGUUAGUCAACAAGAAAACAGAACGACUGAUACUGCAUAUGUAGACCUUAAAGAACGUGGAGAAAGUAAGAAAGAAGACGUUUAUGAUGAACUUACUGUGUCGGUGACAGAUGUGAGUGCGAGUUACGAAAAUGCUUCCGUACAUGGAUAUUGAUAAUUGACAACUGCAUCUUUUGACCAGGAAAGUGGCAAUUGCAUACAAAUCAAUAAUGUAAUACAAACAUACUACAAAGCAAGUGGUGACUUUGAAAGUCGUGUACAAACUUUAUACAAAUGUAUACUACAUAUAUUUGGUUCUUUUGUCUAAUCUGGAAUUUCUACAUCUAAUUAAGUGAAUUCAUCUGGAACAAAUACUUAUUUCCAUACUCGUAACCUCGCGGCGAUAGAUAAAUCAGUUUUUUCCCCAUUUCUGAAGUGUAGGCACGUUGUAAACCAAAAUAAAGAAGUAAUUUGUCAAGAGAAAAAAAAACGUUUACAAUAUAUGAUUAUAGAUCGACUCUUUAAAAACUUUCAUUUAGUAGAGCUUUUGUUUUCACCCCUUCGUCGACGUUGGUAUCGAUUAACAAAAGUUUUGCAUGAAAGCAGUUUUCUUUACAACUCCUCAGCCAAAUCAUUUCAGACAUCACAUAUAUAUUUAUUUUGCAUAGCAAGAAACAUGACUCUAACUUUGAUUGUGUCAAAACUAUUAAGUUUGCAAUAUGCUUUCAUACUUCUCUUAUGUCUUCGACAAAAUGUAAUGACCUCACAGUUAUGCCCCUUUAAACAAUUUAGUUAAAGUUUUGCCAGUUCUCAAAAACUACUUUGUCUCAUGCUUUCAAGCUUCACACAUAUCAAUUGCAUCUAGAAAUAACUUCAAGUGCCACGUUUCGUAAAAAUACUAGUAGCUUUUAUUUCGUGAAAAUAUGCCCCUUUUACAUUAUAAAUUUAGUAAAAGUUUCUCGGGAACAACUUAACAAAAAUAUUUCAAUUUCUCCAUUCAUCAAGGCUUCAAAAUUGCUUUUAGUUUAAUAACUAUGCUAACACUAUGGUAAAAUUAUGACCUUUCGUAAAUUUUGCUAAAGCUUCUAAAUUGAAACUAGUAUUAAUCGAGAGAGCUGCAAACCAGUAGAACGUACUGCCAUUUAUAGGUUACAUUCUACCAAUUCAAUUCCUUAUUUAUUUCAUAUUAAUAACAAAACAUUCAGACCUCAUUUUCAGCACUUUAGAGCAUUUCAAUAAUAUGAAAACAAUAUAUGGUCAUUUAGUAUAACAUGUCUUCUUAUCAAAAAUAGAAAAAUAUUGACAUGUUAUGUUGUAUAUAAGAAAAAUAAUCUGUUCUGAGAAACAUCACCCUCUAAAAAUGCCCCCAUGAAAACAGCCGUUUAGCAGUUACGCGUAGGUAGACAUUUUUCGCAAAGAAUAAAACUUAUUCCAAGAAAUUUACAAUGAAAAUGGUCUAGAUCUAUUCUCAAUAAUAUAAGCAAUAAACAUAAGCCAAAAAUUUAACUGUCACCUCCUCAUGUCACUCAUUAUACCAGAUUUCAUCCAUAGCAUGGAACUACAUUGUGGACUACUUCACAUGUAACACUGAGUAGUCACUUCCGGUUUGGUGUAAUCCGUCCAUAAGACAGCUUUUAUUGUAUAGAUAUUUGAUGGUAACUUGACACUUCAGUACAUAACAAAACAAAAUAUGGAAGGAUGUUUUACAUUUACCCAAAUCGAGACUAAAUUAUACCUAAUAAAUGAGACUUAGAUGAUCUUUAUUUAAUUUUCGAAUAAG